Molecule: messenger RNA, 2110 nt
Organism: Physella acuta
Lineage: Eukaryota; Metazoa; Mollusca; Gastropoda; Physidae
Product: ruvB-like 1
Molecular function (GO): ATP-dependent activity, acting on DNA; ATP hydrolysis activity; ATP binding
Source: RefSeq, a predicted model, not a curated record
CUUUUCUUGUUGCCGCUUGUGCGCGUGUUGCAUUCUUACACACUACCCAAAAAUGAAGAUAGAAGAAGUUAAAAGCACUUCUAAAGCUCAAAGGAUAGCCACCCAUAGUCAUAUUAAAGGUUUAGGUCUCGACGAAAAUGGAUAUGCUGUUCAGUCUUCUGCUGGUCUUGUCGGCCAAGAGCUUGCUAGAGAGGCUGCCGGUGUUGUGGUGGAACUAAUUAGAUCCAAGAAAAUGGCUGGUCGUGCAGUUCUACUUGCUGGUCCACCAGGAACUGGAAAAACAGCCAUUGCCCUUGCUAUAGCACAAGAGCUUGGUUCAAAAGUCCCCUUUUGUCCCAUGGUAGGAAGUGAAGUCUACUCAUCAGAGAUUAAGAAAACAGAGGUUCUUAUGGAGAACUUCAGACGAGCCAUUGGCCUGAGAAUCAAGGAAACCAAAGAAGUUUACGAAGGGGAAGUAACAGAGUUGACACCUGCAGAGACAGAGAAUCCUAUGGGAGGCUAUGGCAAGACAGUGAGCCAUGUUGUGAUUGGUUUGAAGACAGCUAAAGGCACAAAACAACUGAAGCUUGACCCAUCCAUUUAUGAAAGUUUACAGAAGGAGAAAGUGGAAGUUGGGGAUGUCAUUUACAUAGAGGCCAACAGUGGGGCUGUUAAGCGUCAAGGAAGAUCAGAUAACUAUGCUACUGAAUAUGACUUGGAGGCAGAAGAGUAUGUUCCCCUACCUAAAGGAGAUGUUCAUAAGAAAAAAGAAGUUAUUCAAGAUGUUACACUUCAUGACCUUGAUGUUGCUAAUGCCAGGCCACAGGGUGGUCAAGACAUUAUGUCAAUGAUGGGACAGCUGAUGAAGCCCAAGAAAACAGAAAUUACAGAUAAACUGCGCAAGGAAAUCAACAAAGUGGUGAACAAAUACAUUGAUCAAGGCAUAGCUGAAUUGGUCCCUGGUGUUUUGUUUAUUGAUGAAGUUCACAUGUUGGAUAUUGAAUGUUUUACAUACCUUCAUCGAGCUCUUGAAUCAACCAUAGCACCUAUUGUCAUCUUCGCUACAAAUCGAGGGAAAUGUAUUAUAAAGGGUACAGAUGAUAUAAUUGCACCCCAUGGGAUGCCACUUGAUUUAUUGGACAGGAUUAUGAUUGUUAGAACUCUCCCAUACUCACAAGAAGAGAUGAUGCAGAUCCUGAAAAUCCGAGCUCAGAUAGAAGGCAUUCAGGCUGAUGAUGAAGCUUUGAGAAAGUUAGCAGCCACCGGUGUGAAGUCUACUCUCAGGUAUGCAGUCCAGAUGUUGACCCCAGCUAAUGUCAUGUCACGCAUCAAUGGUAAAGACUCAGUAACUAAGGAAGAGGUAGAUGAGGUGGCAGCACUUUUCCACGACGCCAAGUCUUCCGCCAAGAUCUUAGCAGAACAGGAGGACAAGUACAUGAAAUAAUCCCCACAAUGCACUACCACAGGAUAUGAAUGUGAUAAGAGGAAUACUAGGGGGAAAAUGAUGCAUGUGGUUUUAUUUUAAAACUUGACUGUGGGAUCUAAGCAAGCAACCGGGACAUUUUCCAAUGUACUAUGUAUUGUGGGAACAAGGCUUGAAGAUUCAUUUUUUAAAACCCGCCUACUAUGCCGGAGUAUAUGAGCUGCUCACAUUUAGUUAUUCAAAUUUUUGGAAUUCACAUAUUGAAACUUGCUGAAGUAAAUGAGUAAUAGGUUUUUGUUGAAAUUAUGGAUUUGUCCUAGGCUUCAAGUAUUCAUAGCUGAGAAAGUGUGUAUUAUUUUUUACUUGUACAUAGAUUUUAACAUGGAUCUGAAUGUGUCGUCACAAUUGAUGAAGUGUAAAUAUCAAACCUUCAAUAACCUGACACUAAAUCUUCCAUACUCACCAUAAUUAGACUUCGUUCUUUUGAUUAGAAUUAUUUGGCUGGCUCUUUUGUUUUUAAAUUAGAUAUCACUUUGGUUCAGAUUUAGUGGAUGAGUUGACAAAAUUUUUACAUGUUUUAGGUAUUAUUGCAUUCCUGGUUUGAAUUCAUCAAUGUACAUUGAACUUAUUCCAUAUGAAUAUUUGUUUUUCAUUAUUUCUUAUACAUAAAAAAAUGUUACGAUUCUAUGAAUUUUUGAAAAAAAUAAA